This is a messenger RNA of Linum trigynum, 2573 nucleotides long. NCBI's taxonomy places the organism in Eukaryota, Viridiplantae, Streptophyta, Magnoliopsida, Malpighiales, Linaceae. The record is from the annotation of a GenBank genome assembly.
CAGAUCAGUUCAUAGAUAGAAGGCAAUGUAGCAGGGUGGGCGAAAACCAUAUCUUCAAUACCCAUAUGUUGGUUCCAUUUCUACGACGCGAGGCAGAUCAUAUAAGAUUGCGUCAAUUGAUUCGUUCGUGGUGCAGAUAUAAGAAACAAAAUAUAUGUGUGAAAGAAGUAAAAACAACGAAUCAGGGGAAAGGAUGAUUAGUAAGUUCUUUGAUAUAUAAAAAGCUAAUUCUUAGUUGAUGCUACGAAUUUUCAUUGAUUUUCCAACUUCUUGUUUCAGGGCGCAUUGGUGCUGUAUCGUCAAUGACCGUACUGUUAAGAACCAAGUUUGCACAGGCCCACCAUACCUUGUGUUUUAAUCAACUGUUAAUAUUGGGGGUCGUAGAGAUUCGAACACACGACCAUUUGGCCAAACCAGCUCUGAUACCAUGUCAAGAACCAAUUGCUCCCAAUAACUCGAGUUGUUGGGAGAAGGUUCUGCUGGAUCUUAUACCACUCUCUAACACGUACUAUACAUACACUUGAGUCAUGAUGAGUUGAUAAGCUCCUACCUGCUGCUCUAAACAUGAAUCUUGCAGCAUUAUCACCAGUCAGUCACCGCAGCAAUCAGUGCAUGUGAGUCAACAGUCUGAUAACGAAGUUCAUCCGCUCUUCCUCGCGGAUGAUAUGAGGAUUUAGGAUCAGGCCAGUUUUUGUGAUGGGUUGAGAGCGAUGGGGAAUUCUGUUCAAUUCUUUCUGCACCUACUCAACUGGUCACGGGUGAGUUGAAAAAGAAUGUCCAUGUCGCUUUAUCAAUCACAUCUCCACAACCCCUUCACGGGCCAAUGUUAGCUAAUGCAACCAUUCGAUUAUAAACUUGCAUCUUGACGCAAAGGUUGAUCGUCGUUGAUGAUACAUACGUCACAUGUUUUCAUAUUAUAGCAUCAAUACUGAAAAAUCAUCGCCAGUGGCGUAGGAUAUCUGCUGCCUUUUCAUAAAUUGCCUAAAAUCGAAAACGACCUGGAUUUGGAUUUUCUCAGUUGCCUUGUCUUCCUAAACUGGCUGUACAAUAUUUUAUUUGCAAACUUGCAUAGGAAGGUCCGAUUACUGACCUUAACAGGAAGAAGAAGAAAAAAAAAUCCUUGCUCUCAUCAUCUGCUAAUUCUUCCUUUGGAACCGAACAAUGGAGAUCAACAUGGAGCAUCAAUUGAGCCCGCGCAUCACCAAAUUCAACAUCAACCCUUGUUCAAUCCUCGUGGGACUACACGUGCUGAUGAACAGACUAGCAGCAAAGAACGGAGAAAGAUCCAACUUCGCUUUCUCCCCACUUUCGUUCCACUCCAUGUUAAGCCUCAUUGCUCUGGGCUCAGAAGGCCCUACUCUCAAACAGAUGCUUGCCUUCAUGGGAAUCGAUGGUCUCGAUGAACUCAACUUCUUGGCUUCCCAUCUCGUUUCCUCAGUACUGCCACCUCCCCGAAAUGACAACGACGACAUCAGUCAUGGCCCGAUCGUAUCGUUUGUGAAUGGCGCAUGGCUGGAUCAUCGUUUCAAGCUGAAAGCUCCAUUUCAGCAAACUGUGAGAAGUGUCUAUCGUGCCACGGCAAAAGAAGUUGACUUUCUCGAACUACCCGAUCAAGCAAGAGAAGAGAUCAACACAUGGGCAGAGAAAGAAAGCAGAGGACUCAUCAGAAACCUCUUACCACCAGAUGGUAUAGACGAAGAGACAGUUCUGAUACUCACAAACGCACUCUACUUCAAAGGAACAUGGAGCAUCCCAUUCGACAUCUCCAAGACACACCAGAGAGACUUCCACGCCUUAACCGGCAGCGCCAUCCAAGUUCCUUUCAUGGCCACCGACGCCAACCAGAAACAUCUCUACGCAUCCACAAGCGACCAUCAGAUGCUAAAGAUGCCAUACCGAACCGGAUCAGACCAUGACAGCCGCCGUUUCUCCAUGUGCUUCUUCCUUCCCAACGCCAGAGACGGGCUGGCUGGUUUGUUGGAUAGGAUCAGAGCAGAACCCAUGAUGCUGAACCCACAGGUGGCAGAGAGAGUCGUUUCGCCUGUAUGGAUCCCGAGGUUCAAGUUCGAGUUCGAGGUUGAGGCUUCGAGUAGUAUGAUGGAGCUUGGACUGGUGCUGCCCUUCUGUGAUAUGUAUGGGUUGAACGGAAUGGUGGAGAUAGCGGAUGAACCGGUUGUCCUGUCGAAGGUGUUUCACAAGACGAUGAUUGAAGUGAAUGAGGAAGGAACUGAAGCUGCAGGUAGUAGUGCAGGGAGGAUUAGAGGACUUCGUUGUAGGUCAGCGGCUCCUCCGAGCUUUGUUGCUGAUCAUCCUUUCGUGUUCACGAUUGUGGAGGAGAAUUCUGGUUCGGUUUUGUUUCUUGGAGCUCUGCUCAAUCCUCUGUUAGUCAGUUGAAACUUGAAAACCUAGCAGUAGCAAAGGGCAUACAUACUCUUCUCUUCUUCCAAACAUGUGCUGCAAAAUGUUAGUGAGCUAUGAAGUUAUAAUCCUUAUUCAAGAUAAGUCAUCUGUGAAACCAAAAGUGUCAUUACAACAAGCUGCUUUAGUUUACAAACAGGACUCACAGUGGAAAC